GUUUUCUCAUCGGUGGCGCGCCUUGCAGAUCGUCCGCUGGAGAUUCGAAUCUCUGUGCAUCACUAUGACUCUGUUGGAUCAUUGCAGAAUCCGAAUCACCUCAACCCAAACGAUUGUGAUGUCCGUUCCUUUGUAAUUGGAACGGACGUGGUGGUGAGCAGAGAUACUCCAGCCAGGAAACAACAGCCAAGUGGAUCUGUUGAUCUUGGAUUUGCCCUCCACUUUACAGAGAUGAAGAAACCCACCCAGACCCGUAAGGAGUCAACUGGCAAGGUGAAGAAUAACAAAUUGCCUGUUGCAGAUGGGGUGACCGCCCCGGCCAAGAAACCACGGAAGCGACCUGCGGUGGAUGCCUCUA
This is a messenger RNA of Durusdinium trenchii, 358 nucleotides long. Lineage: Eukaryota; Dinophyceae; Suessiales; Symbiodiniaceae. The record is from the annotation of a GenBank genome assembly.